AUGAAGCAAUUUUCCCCCUACACCAUCUCAUGUACCAAGAAAUAUGCACUAGACCAGAUUCAAAUUCGCAACGCUAAACCGAGCAAACGUUCUUCACCCACUACGGCCGUGAGAGUUUCCCCCCCGCCCCCUCUCUUUUGCUUGCUACAAACUCCAACUAAACGAAAACAGUGGAGAGUCUUCCAGCAACUGGGAAGGAUGUUUACAGGAUCUCAAUUUCCUAAGCCGAAAAGUGGGGAAAGGAGAUAG
Messenger RNA from Lindgomyces ingoldianus, 249 nucleotides. RefSeq lists its product as uncharacterized. The transcript is spliced from 2 exons. Bases 1 to 249 code for a protein of 82 amino acids. The record is from RefSeq and is a predicted model, not a curated record. Lineage: Eukaryota; Fungi; Ascomycota; Dothideomycetes; Pleosporales; Lindgomycetaceae.